AUGUCUGCCAAUGACACCACGAGUAACGUGUCGAAUGCUUGUGGUUUACCUGAACACUCGUCAACUGACAUAAUAUGGAAAACAUUUGCCUAUUGUUUCAUUGCAUUCGGUUCUCUGUGCGGAAACUCCGUUGUUAUUUUUGUCAUUUUCAAGAACCGCAACAUGCGAUCGACCAUAAAUUACUUCAUAGUAAACAUGUCAGCAUCUGAUAUCCUUUUCGCCAUUUUUGUGAUUCCUCGCCUCAUAUUACAGCUAGAUAUGCCUGACAGAUGGCUCAUCGGCGGGAUGGUGGGCUCAAUGCUCUGCAAGAUCGACCACUUCAUUCAAGAUGUGUCGACAGCCGUAUCCAUUCUCAGCUUGGUAGCCAUCGCUGUUGACCGAUUUUAUGGCGUGGUGUUCCCAAUGAAAGCCGGUCUCAUGAGUGGAAAACGAGUUCGAAGGCUUUCCUUAGCAGCAACUUGGUGUUUGGGAGCAUUGCUCCACCUACCCUACUUUUACGCUUACAAACUCGUCGACGAUAAGUUUUGCAGCUACAAUUGGUAUCCAUUAGCUGAUCAUGCUAAAGCGUCUAAGUUCUACUUCAUAUUUCUAUCAACCAUAUUAUUCUUCUUUCCUGCGGCCAUUUUGAUAAUUGUAUACAGUAUAAUUAUCAACACACUACGACGGCAAAAGUUCCCAGGCAACCAGUCUCUCAAAGACAAGAAAAGGGUCGCUAGACGCAACCGCAGCGUUUUAAAGAUGGUUGUGGUAGUUGUAGUCGUCUUCAUCUGUUGCUGGCUGCCUGUCAACGUAUCAAUUUACAUCCUUAUCUUUCACUGGGGUCCCAACAAUGCUCCUUGCUAUGGACGCUUAUUAUUUUUUUGGGUUAUUUUCAUCGCUUAUUCAAAUGGCUGCAUAAGUCCCUUCCUGUAUUUUAUUUUCAAUCAAAAUUUUCGUCAAGGCUUGAAAAAAGCCUUUCUAGGGCAAAAUAAUCGUGAUUCUGUUCGAAGAAAUCAGCGUUCCUCUCACCGUAAAACGGAUGAUAUAAGCCUAACAGCUUCGCAAAGGCAGAAGAAAUAUUAA
Pocillopora meandrina is the source of this 1062-nucleotide messenger RNA. Lineage: Eukaryota; Metazoa; Cnidaria; Anthozoa; Scleractinia; Pocilloporidae. The record is from the annotation of a GenBank genome assembly.